Messenger RNA from Malassezia restricta, 621 nucleotides. RefSeq names its product protein ROT1. The transcript has a single exon. NCBI's taxonomy places the organism in Eukaryota, Fungi, Basidiomycota, Malasseziomycetes, Malasseziales, Malasseziaceae. Gene Ontology annotation, biological process: 'de novo' protein folding. Gene Ontology annotation, cellular component: endoplasmic reticulum; endoplasmic reticulum membrane. The record is from RefSeq and is a predicted model, not a curated record. Bases 1 to 621 code for a protein of 206 amino acids.
AUGCGACCAGCCAUGUUGGUGUGGCUCAUCGCCACCCUUUUGCUCGGUCAUGUCAUGGCAGAUCUAGCAACAGAAAAGCGGAAUAGAAAAAUUGAAGGAACAUGGUCCAGCGGCGCAGGUAAUGUCAUGACAGGGCAGGAUGAGAAGGGUGUAGCAUUUUUCAAUCCCAUGCGACGCCAUUUCACGGUGCCACCCACGGCAGGAUAUUCUUACAGCUUCACCAAGGAUGGACAUUUCGAAAUGGCUCAAUUCACAUACCAAACGAAUCCCAAAGAUGUUCAUUGCUUUAGUGCGUCACUUGUAUGGCAACACGGCACGUAUAAAUACGAUGGUACCAACAUUUACAUGUCGCCAUACAAGGGCGACGGUGCUAUCCAGACGAUGGGCGAAUGCCUUGAUCCGCAAGUACAAAUGAAUUAUUACGCCGAGAAAGAGGUGGGUGCGAACGUGACUGUCUAUACCGACAAUGACAUUGUCUUUUAUCCUGACGAAUCGAUGUAUGUUCUUCAGAUGCAUAAAUUCAAUGGCAAACCCCUUCCCAAAAUGUACUUGCGCUACCGCCCACCUCGCAUGAUGCCCACGCGGUCCAUCUUUAAGCAAGUCAUCGGCGCUCCUGGAUAA